Durotheca rogersii is the source of this 1514-nucleotide messenger RNA. RefSeq lists its product as uncharacterized. Bases 306 to 1256 code for a protein of 316 amino acids. The transcript has 3 exons. NCBI's taxonomy places the organism in Eukaryota, Fungi, Ascomycota, Sordariomycetes, Xylariales, Xylariaceae. The record is from RefSeq and is a predicted model, not a curated record.
ACGAUCCCUCAGCCGACAUGACGGACCCCAGUGGAUGCAACAGCCCCAGUAGACGUGUCAUCGCCGGUAUGGUAUGACCGCGAGGCUUUCACUCAAACGGAAAUUUCAAAUCCUAUGAUAAGGCCCAUCACUCGUCCUCUCGAGUUUCCCCGUCCUAUCAUGUUUGAAGUCUAGCUACGGACGUCGCGAGAAUCGGCUAUUUCUGGCUGUUCAGCUUAACCGAAGGUAUAGCCUGCUCUCCUCCCAUCCUUCAUUGAGCCACAGAGACGGUAAAUUGGAGGGCACGUUGCAUAGAUAAGCGACCGAUGGAUCAUCUAGACCCCCAAGGGUUCGAAAAAUUGGCAGAAUGGACGGCGAGCAUUCCUGAUUACGAAGCUUACAUCUUCCGGAGAUUCGAUCGCCUGAGUGCCCGGAAUCUGCAGUUCCUAGAGAGCGAGCUGGCCACUCUCGAAGAGGAGUUGCAAGACGAGGAUCAGGAUGCCCGGAAACAUGCCGGCAAAGCGGCAGAUGCGGUCACCCUGCGGAACUGGACAAAAUUCGAGGAGCUAGCUGCAAGAGAGGGCACCAAAGAGUCGAGGCGCAUGAAACUCGGCCGGGAAAUCAACGAGAAGCUGAAGAACUACUACGAGAUGCUGGUCCUGCAGUCUAAAAUUGUGGCGAUGGGACGGCCCGAAAAAUACCAGCUGUCUGUGGUUCGGAAGUAUUUCCACGGCAGUGACGGCAUACCCGAAGACGAGCUUGGCAAUAGCCAGCCCAGGCAACCUACCGGCAGCAAGGACGUAGAGAAGGGGGCCGAUAAGGGCUUGGAAUACGACCAUAGCCGACUCUUGGCCGGACCUGACGAAUCUCGACUCAAGAAUAAAAAGGAGCUCCUUGCCUUGAAUCCUCCUUCAGAGAAAGACCUCAUCACGCAGAUGAUUCGAAGCCAUCCCGGGUUUCUACCCAAGGAGAUAAGCCCGGACGGCAAACGCGAAUACACCAACGAAAAGGUCAUUGGGAGAGUCGCUGCGAUCCUCAGCGUGAGCCUGGCGAUCGGGCUCAUGCUCGGGGCCAUCUUUUCGCUCCGGGCGGUCCAAAGUGACGGCGGCCGCAUCGGUCUGAUCGUGGCCUUCACGGUGACCUUCGCUGUCACCGUCGGCAUCCUGACGGACGCGAAGAGGGCGGAGGUGUUCGCCUCCAGCGCCGCAUACGCGGCCGUGCUUGUGGUAUUUGUCUCAGGCGAUUUGGCGGGAUCGAGCGCGACGGGCAGUGCCUAGCUUAGUAUGUGAGGGCCUUGGGAACAGUGCCUUCGUGUUGUGUGUAGUACUAUGAUUAGGGUAACGAAGGGAACGGAAACUCUCCUUGGUUGAUGUAGCGUUGGAUGUGCUAGGGGUUGGAAAAGGGGAAAGACGGAAAAAAAGAUUACGUAGACUUCUCACACCAACGAGAAUGGAACAAUGGAUAUCGCGUCUACAGCGCUGCGUUAACAACAAAGAGGUGCCCUGCCUACCUCCCUAGGCAGAAGGGACACGCUU